Rhagoletis zephyria (snowberry fruit fly) is the source of this 489-nucleotide messenger RNA. Its product is annotated as serine protease persephone-like. The record is from RefSeq and is a predicted model, not a curated record. Gene Ontology annotation, biological process: proteolysis. Lineage: Eukaryota; Metazoa; Arthropoda; Insecta; Diptera; Tephritidae. Gene Ontology annotation, molecular function: serine-type endopeptidase activity.
ACCACCUACGUACACGAGAACUAUUCAAGCAUUUUAAAUAAUUUUGAUAUUGGCUUGAUUGAAUUGGCUAAAGAUGCUGAAUAUAGUGUCAACGUUUAUCCAACUUGCCUGCAUACAGAUCUCACGGAUCUGCCAGAGAGCACCGAACUGAUUGUGACCGGUUGGGGAGUCACCGAAAAUCAGACAACUUCAGCUCGCUUAAUGGCAGCCAAGCUGAAUGCGGUACCACUUACACAAUGCAACAUUAGUUACGCGGAUCAGAUGACGCAUGAGACACAGCUUUGUGCUUUGGCUCCGGGGCGAGAUGCUUGUUGGGGUGACUCAGGCGGUCCAUUGCAACUAGUCAAAGACAAAUCGUUGGGUAAAUAUAGAGUUGUUGGUGUCGUUUCAUUUGGCUUAGUUUGUGGCACAAAGUUACCGGGUGUCUACACCAAGGUGGCAGGGUUUUUGGACUUUAUCGAAAGCAUUGUUUGGCCUGAUGGCAGAUAA